AUGUCCAAGCAGCGCACGGCUGUGGCCUGCUUCAGCAGGAUGAUAGCAAAGAGAUUGUCCACGAAGAUCUUCAGGAUCUGGCAACAUUUCAGUGAAAACAGUGUCCAGGACACUCUGAUACUGGCAGACAAGCCCUUCUUCCUGGUGCUGGAGGAAGAUGGCACAACUGUAGAGACAGAAGAGUCCUCCUUCCAAGCUCUGGCAGGCAAUACAGUGUUCCUGGUCCUCCAGAAGGGGCAGAAAUGGAAGCCCCCAUCAGAACAGAGAAUGAGGCACCCACUGUCUCUCUCCCAUAAGCUUGCCAAGAAGAUGGAUGUGGCCCGCAUAAUCUUUGACCUGAACAAGCUGAGCCCACAGGACUUCAUCAGCUGCCUGAACAUGAAGGUGACUUUCUAUGAUGUGUACUCCCUUUCCUAUGAUCUAUACUGCAUGAGGCUGAGUGCAUGGAACCUCAUGCCCCAGAAUCAACUCUGGCCGCGCAAGCGCAGUCGGACCGGCGGGAAGCGUGGGCACGUGACGUCAUCAGUCAGCGCGGACCAGCCAGGUGCACGUGACUACGGCCUUGGCCGCGGAAGGUGGCAGCCGUCACGCCCUUCUGGCGUCUCCAUCCCCUGUUUCUGGAGACCGCGCAAGCGCAGUGAGUGCUGCACAGCGUCGCGGGCCAGUAACGUCAUCCGACGUUGCGGACCAUGUGUGUGUCCCUGCUGCGCCAAGUAA
Molecule: messenger RNA, 717 nt
Organism: Mandrillus leucophaeus (drill)
Lineage: Eukaryota; Metazoa; Chordata; Mammalia; Primates; Cercopithecidae
Product: cell death activator CIDE-3-like
Biological process (GO): apoptotic process; regulation of apoptotic process
Source: RefSeq, a predicted model, not a curated record